Messenger RNA from Anopheles marshallii, 882 nucleotides. Its product is annotated as nitric oxide synthase-interacting protein homolog. Gene Ontology annotation, molecular function: ubiquitin protein ligase activity. Bases 1 to 882 code for a protein of 293 amino acids. The record is from RefSeq and is a predicted model, not a curated record. Lineage: Eukaryota; Metazoa; Arthropoda; Insecta; Diptera; Culicidae. Gene Ontology annotation, cellular component: nucleus. The transcript is spliced from 5 exons.
AUGACUCGCCACGCUAGAAAUUGUACUGCCGGAGCGGUUUACACGUACCACGAGAAGAAAAAGGAUGCGGCAAACUCCGGUUUCGGUACUACAUCCCGCCGUAUCGGCAAAGAUUCGGUGAAAAGUUUCGACUGUUGUUCCUUGACGUUGCAGCCUUGUCGAAAUCCAGUAAUAACAAAAGAUGGGUAUUUGUUUGAUAAGGAAGCCAUCCUUACGUACAUCAUCUCCAAGAAGAACGAGUACAGCCGCAAGAUGAAGGAGUAUGAGAAACAGGUCAAACAGGACGAGGAAGAAGAGACCGCCAAGGCAAAUGCAGAAGAGCAAAAGAAGCUAGACCGGUUCAUCUCGACGGAGAAGAAUAUCGUGAGCAAUAAGGCUGUCAUACUAAACGCCGAAAAGCCCAGCGCCAGCGGAGCUAUCUCGAACGUGUCGCUUGGAAAGCGAAAGGAACUGCCUAGCUUCUGGGUACCGUCCCAAACACCAGCAGCCAAGAUAUCCCGCAUCGAGAAACCGGACAGCAAGAUCUACUGCCCUGUAUCGAACAAACCGCUGAAAGCGAAGGAUUUGAUUGAGGUAAAAUUUACGCUCGUCAAGGAUCCGGCCGAUAAGAAAUCGUUGAUUGCGAAGGAAAAUCGCUAUAUGUGUGCGGUGACGCACGACAUCCUAAACAAUUCUGUCCCGUGCGCAGUGUUGAAACCAACCGGAGACGUCGUUACCAUAGAGUGUGUUGAAAAAAUCAUCAAAAAGGACAUGAUACAUCCGCUAUCGAAUGAAAAACUCUCUGAAUCGGACAUUAUUCCUUUACAACGGGGUGGAACUGGUUUUGCUACGACGAAUGAAAAAUUGGAAGCCAAAGAGCAAAAACCAUGCCUGCAAGUUUAA